UUAGAGACCAAACGCGCCGGGCGUGCAUCUCUCAGUGUACAUAGAAAAACAAUAAUGGACCACAAAAAGGUCAAAAUACCAACGUGCGAGGUGUGUCAACAACCAGCAAAUCAGAUUUGUGGAGGCUGCAAACUUGCCUACUAUUGCUCCAGAGGGCAUCAAAAGCUUGGAUGGAGAGAAGGCCACAAGUUCAAAUGUUGUGCAUUCAAGAUUCAAUAUUCAGAUACGUAUGGCAGACACAUGAUAGCUACGAGGGAUAUAAAACAAGGUGAAAUGAUCCUAAAAGAGAAACCGGCAGUCAUUGGGCCAAGAAUGAGCUGCGCUCCACACUGCUUGGCAUGCGGAAAGAAGCUGGAACCACUGAAACGAGAAGAUUGUUUUGAUUUCUACAAGUGCUCCUUGUGUAAUUGGCCAAUGUGUGGUCCAGAAUGCGAGAAAGCGGAUAUACAUAAGCUCGAAUGUAAAAUAAUGUCAGACAGAAAAUAUAGAUGUGCUAUCAAAUAUGAACAGGUGGACAAAACCGAAGCAGCUUAUUGUGUUAUUGCACCUCUUCGAGUUCUAUUAAUGAAGAACUCAAAUCCCCUUCAAUUUGAAAAUGUGAUGAGUUUGGAAUCUCAUUUAGAGGACAAAAAAGAUACUCCGUUAUAUUUAGUUCUCAGGGCCAAUUUAGUGACAUUCAUUGUUCAGGUUUUAGGUAUGGAAUUUGAUGAAGAAACUAUAUUAAAAGUUGCUUCUAUAUUUGAUAUGAAUGCAUUAGAUGUGAGAUCAACUGACGGAUCUAAAAGAUCAAGAGCUAUUUAUGUUACUGCAUCAAUGUUGAACCACAGUUGUAAACCUAAUACCCGUCAUAUAUUUCUCGAUGAUGACUAUAAAAUUGCAAUAAUAGCGACAUUGCCAAUUUCCAAAGGUGAUAUUAUAACUACAUCCUAUACACAAGCCUUGUGGGGAACCUUAGACAGACGAAGAUAUUUGAGAAAUCAGAAACUUAUUGAAUGCGAAUGCGAAAGGUGUAAAGAUCCAACUGAAUUGGGCACUUACAUAGGUAACAUAUAUUGUUCAAUUUGUAAUGGACCUGGUCGUGACAACAAUACAUCUAAACCAAUGUUGGUAUCAAAUAAUCCUUUGGACGAAACUGCUCUUUGGAAAUGUGAAAAAUGUGAGCAUUUCAUUCAAAGUAGGCAAAUGUUCUGGGGUAACAACGCAUUGAAGCAAGAUUUGAGUAAAUUAAAUAAAAGUGAACCUAAACAAUAUGAAGACUUCAUUCGUAGAUAUAGUAAUACUUUACACCCACUUAACCAUUUAGUGGUUCAGGCCAAAUUGGCUUUGAUACAAAUUUAUGGAAAUUGUAAAGGAUAUAUUCUAACAGAAAUUUCCGAUCAAAUUUUAAAAAGAAAAAUUGAUUUAUGCCACGAACUUCUGGAAUUGUCUGACAAAUUAGAACCAGGAUGGACUAGGUUUCGUGGUACAUUACUGUUAGAUCUACAAGCGGCAAUGACCAUGCAAACGAAGAGAGAAUAUGAAACUGGGAAGAUUACGAAAGCUGCAGCUCAGGAUCAACUAAUGGAGAGCAUGGUAUUAUUGCAAGAAGCUACAAACAUUUUAAAAGUAGAACCCUAUAUGAGAACUGCAUUAGAGGCUAAAAUUCAAGAGCUAUCUUCUCAGUUAGAUACAGCAGAAAAUGGAGUUGCCAAUAAUUAAUAUUAUUGGAAUGUUUACAUUGCAACAUUUAUAUUUUACAAUUUACGAUCUACUGUAAAAUAAACAUAAUUAAAUAUUG
Molecule: messenger RNA, 1777 nt
Organism: Achroia grisella
Lineage: Eukaryota; Metazoa; Arthropoda; Insecta; Lepidoptera; Pyralidae
Gene: SmydA-2
Product: SET domain-containing protein SmydA-8
Exons: 3
Coding region: 55-1698 (547 amino acids)
Molecular function (GO): protein binding
Source: RefSeq, a predicted model, not a curated record